UACGUAUACGUCCGUACUCGUGCGUGUCAACAGUCCGCAACAGCCGCCGGAACGGCGGGAACCCUCGCGCUCGCAUUGUCUUGUGUACGAGACCGGUAGAAUUUUCUUCUCGAUUCUGUCUGAUUCUGUCACGUUCUGUCACGCUCCGUGCGAAAACUGCGAAAGCACUCGAUAGUCGAGACCGACCCUUAAAGAUGUGCGACGAUACUGUUCGCGUCGCUCUACGUAUCCGUCCAUUGGUAGAGAGCGAGCUAGAGAAAGGCUGUCAAGCAUGCUUGGACACAAUCCCCGGAGAACACCAAGUUCGCAUAUGCAAUACCGACAAAGCAUUCACGUACAAUUACGUAUUUCCUCCUCACGUUGGACAAGAGGACUUUUAUAACACAGCAAUCAAACGACUUGUAGAUAAUACUUUCCAAGGCUAUAACGUUACGAUACUGGCAUAUGGACAGACUGGUAGUGGUAAGACCCAUUCCAUGGGCACCAAUUACACAGGUGUGGGAGAGAAGGGUAUUAUUCCGAGAGUUAUCUACGAUAUAUUUGACAUAAUUGAAUCCAAGAAAGACUGGAACUUUAAAGUUGCGGUCUCAUUCAUGGAAUUGUAUCAAGAACAAUUGUACGAUCUCUUGUCCGACAAGCAGAAAAGUCAAUCCAUCGUAGAUAUUAGAGAGGAUGGAAAAAGCAUAAGAAUUGUUGGCGUAACCGAGAAACAAGUUGCAAACGCUCAAGAGACGUUAGAGUGUUUAGCCCAAGGUUCCAUGGGUCGCGUAACGGGAGCUACUGCUAUGAAUGCGCAUAGUAGCCGUAGUCACGCAAUAUUUACGUUAUGCAUACGCCAGCAAAAGAGUGAUGAUCCGAAUACAGCAACAGUGGCGAAACUUCAUUUGGUUGAUUUAGCUGGAUCUGAACGGAGUAAAAAAACUCAAGCCACCGGAGAACGGUUUAAAGAGGGUGUAAAUAUAAACAAGGGUCUACUGGCUCUAGGGAAUGUCAUCUCGCAACUCGGUGACGGUGCCUCUGGGACUUACAUAGGAUACAGGGACAGCAAGCUUACUCGAUUGUUACAAGAUUCUUUAGGCGGCAACUCCAUGACGCUUAUGGUCGCCUGUGUCAGUCCAGCCGAUUAUAAUUUGGAUGAAACUCUUAGUACGUUGAGAUAUGCCGAUCGUGCGCGCAAGAUAAAGAACAAGCCGAUCGUGAAUCAAGAUCCGAAAGUAGCGGAGAUCAGUCGCUUGAACAAAUUGGUUCAGGAACUGCGGCUGGCCCUUAUGAGUCAAGAACUCGGCAUAACGUGUCCCAAGGAGCAUGAGGCACUCGAGGAGAAAUAUCGUGUAUUACAGCACAAACUCAGAGACAUGACGGAAAAAUUAAAUUUGAAUUUAGGAGAAAUUGUAAUUAUGCACGAACGAGCGGAAAUGGCAGAACAAGCUCGAGAAAAAAUUAGAAUUGCCAUGGCAUUAUUAUUAGACGAAUUCAAGCAAGUUUUACAAGAUUUCGAUACUUGUUCUGAAAUCGAUGACGAAAAGCGUAAUAAAUUAAAAGCGAUAUACGAAAGGAUGUUGGAUAUUCAAAACGAUGAAAGGAAGGCAUCUGAAGAGCUUAUAAAUCAUGAAAUAUCCAACUCCAAAAAUUGCGUCUCGCACGUGGGGGAAGAUGUAGCGGAAUGUGUACGUACAGAAGAAUCGAACAAUGUCGAAGACAGUUUGGAUUACUUUGACAAAAAGGAAGAGGAACACACCUUACGGCAAGCGGAGCGAAACAACGAGGUGCAAAAUAUUAAUAAGGAACUGGCGCUUAAAGAAAGCCUCGUGUCGGAACUCAUAAAAAGCGCCACGCAAGAAAAUGCCGAAAGCCGUAAGAACAUCAUUGAGAUGGAGCAAGAACUCAAACGGCUACAUGCGGAAAAAGAGGAAAAUUUACAAGCGGUACACGCACACAACGUCAGCUCCAAAUUGGCUGAGACACGUCGUAAAAAGGUGCAAGAAUUGGAAAGAAAGAUAGCGGAAUUGACACGCAAGUGCACGGAACAGAACAAGAUAAUCAAGGGGAAAGAGAAGCAGGAUCAAAGGAUUAAAACUCUCGCCAGUGAGAUACAGUCGUUAAAGGAAACUCGAGUCAAGCUUAUCAGGCAGAUGCGCAACGACGCAAAUAAUUUUACAAAGUGGAAACAAUCCAAGGAGAAGGAAAUUAAUAAAUUACGAACACAGGAUCGUAAGCGUGCUUACGAAAUGGUACGCAUGAAAAUAGAACAUAAUAAACAAGAGAAUGUCUUUAAGAGAAAAAUGGAGGAGGCCUUUGCAGUUAACAAAAGAUUAAAGGGCGCAUUGGAGAUGCAGAGAAAGGCGAUACAGCGUCAGGAAAGGAAGGCCAAUAGCAAAGAGGAGAUAAAAACUUGGAUGGCUCAGGAAUUGGAAGUAUUAAUGGCCACCGUAGAAGCGGAUUAUUCUCUUGAAAAACUGAUGCAAGAUAGAGCUUCGUUGGUGCAUCAAUUGGAGCAACUUAAAAAAAAUAGCGAUCCGGAUGAAGAGGAGCUUAUGACUCUUACCGAAUUUAUAGAACUGCGUAACGCACAAAUUGCAGAUCUGCAGCAAAAGAUUCUCGAGUCGGACCAGGAAACUAGGACAAGUGCCAGAUGGAAUAUAAUACGUACAAUAGCGGAUGCCAAGGCGGCAUUUGAAACGGCAUUCCAUAUAAUUACACAAGACAGGAAGCAACAGUGUUACAAGUAUGACGAAUUGAAAGAGAAGUAUCGGAACUUGGAAGCGCGACUGGAGGAAUAUGAAAAACGGGAUAGAGUAAAUGAAAUGUCUCGUCCGCGAUCUCGUCCGCGAGAUACGUCUGACACGUCCUCUAGCGAUACUGAAACUUUGACAAAAUCUGAAAGACAGAUUUUAACAGAGAAUAAGUUAAAUACAAAUGAAAGAUCACCGUCUAAGAAAAGAAAGAGGGAAAGUAAAAUAGAGGUAAUCAACGAGAAUGCUUACUUAUCGCACGAUGAUAGUUCAAUGAUGGAGGACGAUGUCGAUAAAGAUCCAGAUUGGAAAAAGACACCGCUUUACAGUCGCAUACAAAAAUUGCAGAAUAAAUCAAAACUUUCCAUUCAACGAUUGACUUUUAAAAUGGAACCCGAUUCGAACCCGAUAAAGUGCGCUUGUAAAACUAAAUGUGCUACACGGAUAUGCACGUGUCGCAAGAAUGGAGUUACCUGCAACAACUGUAGCUGUGACUCGGAACAAUGUCAGAAUAAAGACAAACAGAAUUUGCGUACUACGCUAUUUUCAGAUGUCAUGGAGGAUGAAGCGAAAUGUGAUUAG
Molecule: messenger RNA, 3314 nt
Organism: Temnothorax curvispinosus
Lineage: Eukaryota; Metazoa; Arthropoda; Insecta; Hymenoptera; Formicidae
Gene: Klp3A
Product: chromosome-associated kinesin KIF4
Exons: 13
Coding region: 195-3314 (1039 amino acids)
Biological process (GO): microtubule-based movement; mitotic spindle organization
Molecular function (GO): microtubule motor activity; ATP binding; microtubule binding
Source: RefSeq, a predicted model, not a curated record